Molecule: messenger RNA, 957 nt
Organism: Belonocnema kinseyi
Lineage: Eukaryota; Metazoa; Arthropoda; Insecta; Hymenoptera; Cynipidae
Exons: 3
Coding region: 407-922 (171 amino acids)
Source: RefSeq, a predicted model, not a curated record
CACGUUUUCUGUUUUUCGACUUAAUACGUAUAUUUUCAUUUACAACACUUCACAACAACGACACAUUCACAACCCGAUUCCUAACCUAAAAAUUUCUCAACUUUUGCACACCACUGACAUACCAAAUUUACCAAUAACGCCUCCCACGAAUUGCAUCACGCCUGGAAUCUCCAUUUAUAUUACUGGCUAUUCUGGGAAUACUUCAAAAUUAUAAUUUUUCGGAAGAAAGUGUUGGAAAAAGAUUCUUAGAAAAGAAAUGAUUGGAAAAGGGUAAAAAACGUCAAUUGACCAGAACAAACUUGACCGUGAUUUUGAUUAGCCCGGUACACUGAAUGUUUUUGUAUCGAGUUUCCGGCUUUCAAACUUCAAAACGGACGUCAAAGGAAAUAAAUUGUCACAAAAUUCCAUGGUUUCGAAAAAAGAGCCAAUAAAGGAUGAUAAACAAAAAAAUAAUCAAGAUAAGUUUAAAAAACCAUUCGGAUUUUGUUGUGAUAAAAAUUCACCGGAUUCAGACACCAGAUAUAAUCAACGGAAACCACCUUUCACGUCUUCUUUGAGUAACGUAGUAUUGCAUGGAGGCGGUCCGGAUUUGAAAUUCCGUGUAAAGGACAUUUUUGUGACAAAAUCUAUUCCAAGAUCUGGAACGCAGAAAUCUUCUGUCAAAUCUAAUAUUGCUCGCCUUGGUAGCUGUAGAUGGUGCCGUGGUCCCAUUAAUUACUAUUUGGAGGAUGAAAUUUCCGUUGCUCAAGAAAUGUUUGCAAAACAAAAGCAGGAUCGGUUCAAUCAAGAUGUUCAAAAAGAUGCAACUUCCGCUAGAAGAAAAAUUUUGAAACUUCGAAAACGCAAGGGAGGUAUUCUGAAACCCAAACAAUCCCAAACCGAAGAUGAAAAUAAUUCUGAAACUGCGAAAAAUGACAAAUGAAAAAAUAAUAUAACUUCUUUGACCAUUAAAACUAU